AGUUUGGUUGGCUUGGUGAGUCGGUCUCGCGGGCGCAGGCGGAACAAACUCAUCGGGAGUCGACCAUCCUUCUUCCUCCGCUUUCUCAAUUCUCACCCUCUGCGUUUCACGGCUGCCUCUCUAAUCAACCGCGGAGAGACCUUGGGCGCAGAUUCUCCGAAUUGCACGUUGGUAUUGAGAAGAAACAGAUACACUUUCCUGUUCGAUUUCUGGUUGGGACACUACCACAAACACUUGAAGCGCGAGGUUAGUGUAUCAGCCCUACAGUCCGAAAGGAAUGUCGUCCAUCUACGUGCUCGAGCCGCCGACGAAGGGCAAGGUCAUCCUCAACACUACUCACGGGCCACUGGAUAUCGAGCUUUGGCCGAAGGAGGCGCCUAAGGCCGUUCGGAACUUCGUACAGCUUUGCCUCGAGGGCUACUAUGAUAGCACCAUCUUCCACCGUAUUAUUAAGGGCUUCAUCAUUCAGGGAGGAGAUCCUACUGGAACUGGCACUGGUGGUGAGAGUAUAUAUGGGAGUGCAUUUUCUGACGAAAUUCAUUCUCGUCUGAGGUUCAACCACAGAGGCUUAGUUGCAUGUGCAAAUUCCGGUGCACCACACUCCAAUGGGAGUCAGUUUUUUAUGACUUUGGAUAAAAGCGACUGGCUCGAUCGAAAGCAUACCAUUUUCGGAAAGGUCACGGGAGAUUCUAUAUACAAUCUCCUUGCCAUUGGUGAAAUUGAAACGGGUAAGGACGAUAGACCAUUGGAUCCAAUCCCAAAAAUAAAAUCAGUGGAGGUUUUGUGGAAUCCCUUUGAUGAUAUAGUUCCGAGAGCUGUGCCUAAAGCUGUCAACCAUUCUGAAUCCGAUGCUGAAAAUAAGGAUUCAAAAUUAAAACCCGUGAAAAAGUUGAACUUGCUGUCAUUUGGAGAUGAAGCUGAAGAAGAAGAGAAGCAGCUUGCAGCUGUGAAGCAAAAAAUUAAGAGUAGUCAUGAUGUGUUAAACGAUCCUCGCUUGCUAAAGGAGAAUCAACAAAUGGAAGAAUCGGAUAUUAACCCUCAAUAAGGGCACGCCUUGAAAAUUUUCAGCAUCAUAGUUGUGCAGUUAUAAUCUUUGAGGAUAAAAUUUAUCCGACGCCAGUGCCUCGAGAGAACUGCAACUAUCUGUGAGAGAAGCACUGGGUUCGAAGAAAGAAGGGAGGAAGAAAGCUUCAGAAGCUGGAGUUUCUAACAAUGAUGAAGAUGAUAGUGAGGAUGAGGCCAACUUUGAUUCACGAAUGCGUCAGCAAGUGCUUAGAAAACGUCAAGAACUUGGAGAUUAUCCAUCUAGCCUUAUGCAAACUGGAAGCUCCAACUCAAAAGGUCAUGACCUUGCUGCUUCAAGAUCAAAUGCUGAAAGCACUGAAGAUGAGAAACGAAGGGUGGAAAAGCUGUCAUUAAAAAAGAAAGGAAUGGGAUCAGAAGCUAGAGCUGAACGCACGGCUACUGCAGAUACAGACCUGCAGUUGUAUAAUGAAGCCGAGCGUGGAAGACUCUUGCAAAAGCAGAAGAAGCGAAGAAUUGGAAGGCGAGAGGAUGAAGUUUUAGCUAAACUGGAGAUGUUUACAAAGGCAAUUUCGGGGAAAGCUACUGCAUCGAAUGGCGAGGCUGGAGAUGCUAAUGAUGAGGAUUUGUCAGACUGGAGCUCUGUACAACUGAAAUUUGCACCUGAGCGUGGGAAGGAUAAGAUGUCACGAAAAGAUGACCCAGAUGACUAUGUUGUGCAUGAUCCUCUUUUGGAGAAGGGGAAAGAAAAAUUCAAUCGGAUGCAAGCAAAGCAGAAGAGACGAGAAAGGGAAUGGGCUGGUCAAUCUCUAACUUAAUCGCAUCUCUGCUACCGGUGUGAGCUCGAUUGUAUGCUUUGCAAAUGUAUGUGGAGAUGAUAUAAUCUUGGUGGGAGCUGUCCGUUUAAAGUCACAGAUUGCAUCAACAGAUGGGCUCACAACUGUCAGUUUAACAAGUUUUUGCAGCUUCUACCAUUAGUCGUGUGAAGGAGCGCAAUAGUAGAAUCUAUAAAAGAAUUUGAAAAAGGUUUGGGUAAAAAAUAGACAUUGCCCUAGAAUCUAUAAUGAAUUUUAGAGACGCUAUGGAAUUACUCAUUGGUUGUUGUAUCUUGGUCGUCCUCUUUCCUAUAGAUGCUUCAACUUUUUUCCCGUGUACUUUCAUUUUAUUUUACACAUUUGUGCUCUUCUGCCCAAAAACGAAAGUAUCAAUGUAUCAUAAAUGAUAAAACAGAAAAAAAGAAACGCAAGUAUCAUAAAUCAGACAAAACAACUUUUAAUGUGGUGGACAAAUAUAGCCAUUUGUUAGUUUCAGAUCAUGCCAC
Linum tenue is the source of this 2344-nucleotide messenger RNA. The record is from the annotation of a GenBank genome assembly. Lineage: Eukaryota; Viridiplantae; Streptophyta; Magnoliopsida; Malpighiales; Linaceae.